AGAAAAAAAAAGUCCUACCAGCUUUUUACAUCAUACUCUGCAUUUAUAUUAAAGCUUCAUCUUGUGAUAUUCCACACUUUACGUUUCCAGUUUUUCUCUCAAGAAAUGCAAUGCCAAGAUUUCUACUAUGAGAGAUGAGUACGGGUUAUAAUGUGUGGGUGCGAUCUAAACAUAGGAACAGCUCAAGCCAAUUAAACAACAACAACAUCAACAACAACGACUCAAUUUCAAAUAGUUGUCUGCUAAUAGUUCUUGCAACUUUGCUAUUUGCGCUGCUAAUUGCCCUCGUGUUGAGGGCAAUUAUACGUUGUGUCUUACGACACAACGGGAGAUUUCCAUUUGAAUCUGCAGAAGCUUCACUUGCGCGUUUGUCGUCAAAUGGAUUGGAUAAAAGUGAAUUGACAAGGAUUCCAGUGAUAGUAUACGAGCAACGACAGAAGAUGUUAUCUGCUACUGCAGAUUGUCCAAUAUGCCUUGGAGAAUUUCAACAAGGAGAAAAAUUGAGAAUUUUGCCAAGUUGUAAUCAUGAGUUUCAUGUUCAUUGCAUAGACAAAUGGUUUUCAUCGCAUUCUUCGUGUCCAACUUGCAGGCAAAUAUUAUUUCUUGUUUAAAUAAGUACAAAAGAAUUUUUACAUUGCCAUGAAAUUUCCUGUUGUAGUAGGGAGGUUAUUUGCUUUAUUUAUAUUAUUUUUUUCAAAUCUUGGAUAAUAACUUGUAAUUAUUUUCUAUGUGAUCUGAUAUUGUUAUAAAAAUAUUAUUUUUGUUAUAAAUAGAAUUUUAUUUAUGAUGAAUGUCUA
This is a messenger RNA of Nicotiana attenuata, 797 nucleotides long. RefSeq names its product RING-H2 finger protein ATL72-like. The transcript has 2 exons. The coding region runs from base 135 to 611 and encodes 158 amino acids. Gene Ontology annotation, biological process: protein ubiquitination. Lineage: Eukaryota; Viridiplantae; Streptophyta; Magnoliopsida; Solanales; Solanaceae. The record is from RefSeq and is a predicted model, not a curated record. Gene Ontology annotation, molecular function: transferase activity.